Messenger RNA from Anopheles stephensi (Asian malaria mosquito), 310 nucleotides. RefSeq lists its product as uncharacterized. The record is from RefSeq and is a predicted model, not a curated record. Lineage: Eukaryota; Metazoa; Arthropoda; Insecta; Diptera; Culicidae. Bases 1 to 288 code for a protein of 95 amino acids. The transcript is spliced from 2 exons.
AUGGCGGUAAUUCAGGACGAUAAUGCACUCAUCGCUUUUUUGCUGUGCCGUUCAAGCUACUCCAAGAGCAUGUGCAGUUUGUUCGAGCUGCACUUCUUCAUCGUGUUCGGGUGCAUCUUCUGCCAGCUGAUUAGCAUUGUGGUGGUGAUAGUUUCGGUUCCCGACUGGUACCCAGGAUACUUUCUCUUCAUCAUGCUCACAGCACAACUGUUCUUCAGCUGUGCUUUGGGACAAGUUUUUAACAUUAAAGUUUGUGGUGUUUCAAAUUUCCUGUGCACAGUGCAAUAAAUAUGGCUUACUUUUACCUUUC